Bursaphelenchus okinawaensis is the source of this 10577-nucleotide messenger RNA. NCBI's taxonomy places the organism in Eukaryota, Metazoa, Nematoda, Chromadorea, Rhabditida, Aphelenchoididae. The record is from the annotation of a GenBank genome assembly.
AUGAACAACAUGCUCAACUCGGUUCUACUGUCACUAAUCAUAGUCGCAAAUCAACGACGAUACAUUAAUGCUGCCUGUAAGUAUUUGUAAAAGUUUUAAAAUGCCUUAAAAUAGCCUAAAAAAGGUUUUUGACACUUUUUAAAAGUGGAAGUUGAGUGGAAGAUUUGUAAUGUAAUUUUCACUGAAAAUCUUCCACUCAAAAUCCAUUUUCAAAAUGUCUUAAAAUGGCUUAAAAAUGACUUUUUGACGCUUUUUAGAAGUGGAAGUUCCAUUCCUUCCAUUCCCUUUUUUGCCUAUUUAAACCCAAUUUUUUAAAUUUUUAGGUAACAAAAUUUAAAAACCAUUACUUCCAAGCCAUUUUGAUAAAAUAUUCAUAAAAAUUAGCUCAAUUUAAAAACUAUUAUGGUUGAUUUCAGCUCCCCCAUCCUUCAUCUCAGAGCCUCCGGCAACUGUUUGGUUUCAACCGAACGACGAUCUGACCGGUCGACAAACUAAAAUCGAAUUGCCUUGUACUGCCGAUGGGGAUCCUGAAACGUAGGUUUAUUCUUUUUAGGAUUUUUGCAAAGAUUUGGCUUUUUGACGUAAUGUCAAUAUUGAUUUUUUUGAAAUUUAUAAGUUUUUCUUGUUAUUUGGCCAUAAAAGUGUUUUAUCUUGUUUUAGAUUGUUGUUUUUAAGUUAAUUUCGUUAAAAAACAAAUUUUAAGACCUUGUUCAAUAUUUUAUUAAACUUUAAUAUUCAUUUUCACUCAAUUUCCGCAUUUUUCAAGCAAAAGAUCAUGGAUAAUAUCGGAUUUUCAGCUUUAAAUGGCAAAAAGACGAAGAAGACUUUGCGAUUAAUGGUGAACAUGUAAUAUGGACAAAACCAGAGCAAAGCGGAUCAAUUCAGUUCAAAAAUCCGACUUUUGAGGACGAAGGUUUCUAUCAAUGUUUUGUUUCGAACGCGUUUGGAACGGCCGUCUCGAAUCGAGUUCACGUCCGGAGGGGAUGUAAGUUUUCUUUGGUUUAAAUGUUUUGGGACUUUUAGGAAGAUUAUUUUUGGAUAUUUAUUGGAACAGGAAAACUGCAAAAACUUAAUUUACAUUUGUUAUUUUAAAUUUAGGAAGUCAAACAAAUUUUAGGUAACAAAUCUCAAAAAAAUUUGAAAUAACGACCAAGUUUUGUUUUAAGGAUGUUUUAAUUAAAAUGUCCGAAAAUACGUUUUUGACGUUUUUUUAAAAUUGAAUGUUUUUAGGUAACAAAAUUUCUUAAAAGUGCCAUUUUUGAUUAAAAAAUCAAGAGUUGUUACCUAAAAUCUAAUAAAAUUAUUUUUGAUAUUUUACAGCUUUAAAAAUAUAUUUUGUUACUUAAAAUGCUAUAAAAAUUAAUAAUUAAUUGUGAUUUGUUACCUAAAAAGAUAACAUUUAUGGUUUAUUACCUAAAAACCAACAAAAAACCGAUAUUAUCCUUAAAACACCCCAAAAAUUUUAAAAAUAACUCAAUAUUUUAGUUCUUCAACACUUUUCCGAACGUCCUCUUCGCACGCUACGAGUAAAAGAAGGUAAAUCCGUCUCAAUUCCGUGUGAAGCGCCUUCUGGAACGCCGAAACCCACCGUGAACUGGGUACUUCGUGAUCUUCAAGUCCAUUCAGUGCUGGAAUCGGUUGGGAAAAACAACAGAAUCUCGGUCGAUGAAGAUGGUACACUACAUUUCACGUACGUGGAAAGGAAGGAUUCUCAGAGUACGAGAAUCUACGAAUGUGCCGUGUCUUCACCAGUAAUGCGUGGUGAAUAUCGAGGUGGUGAUCGGGUUCAGUUGGUUGUGCUGCCUCAGAAAAGUAAGGUUUCGGAAUUGUAUUUGGUAAGGUAAGACGGUGGGCAUGGUAGGAUAAUUUAGUGUGGUUUAGGGCGGGGUAAUCUAGGGUAUGGCAAGAAAAUCUCUUUUUCAGACAUUCCAAUUCUGGAGCCCCACAUCCUCUACCGUUCCCCAGAACUAGUUCAAGUACGUGCAGGAGAAUCCCUCCGCUUAACCUGUAUAUACGGCGGUUACCCCUUCCCACGUCCUACUUGGUCCCGAAAAGAUGCACCAUUACCACUAAAUAGGUACCGAUCUGACCUGAGCGACGAAGGACGACGUCUGAUACUCGAAGACGUGCAUCCAGAGGACGCCGGCACUUACGUCUGCGAAAUGUACGGUGAAGAACAAGAGUUCCAGGUGGUGGUGGAAGCGGCACCAUUUUGGGAACAAGGUCGACCGGUCGAUGUUACAGUAGACGAAGGAGAAACCGCUGAUUUGAGGUGCAAUGCUCAUGGAGUACCACGGCCAUUGUUAAGGUGGUUCAUGAAUGGUGUGCCAUUACAUGAGCUGAGAGAUAAUAGUACUAGAAGGACCAUACUGGAAGAUGGGAAGUUGUUGAGGAUUCAUGAUGUUCGGCCGAACAUUGAUACUGGCGUGUAUCAAUGUAAUGCCUCGAAUCCUCUGGGAUUUGUUUUUGCUAAUGCUUAUAUCAACGUGUUGUGUAAGUUUUAGGCUUAAAAUUGGUUAAAAUUUGCUUUAAAAGGUCUAAAAGACAAGUUACGAAAGUGGAAGUUAAGUGGAAGAUUUGUAAUGUAUUUUGCGCUGAAAAUCUUCCAUUGAACUUCAAUUUUUGAAAUGUCUUACAAUGACCUAAAAAUGAGUUUUUGACACUUUUUAGGGGUGAAAGUUGAGUGGAAGAUUUGUAAUGUAUUUUGCACUGAAAAUCUUCCACCGAACUUCCACUUUUAAAAAGUGCUAAAAACGCAUUUUUAGGCCUUUUAAAGACGUUUUAAAAGUGGAAGUUUAGUGGAAGAUUUUCAGUGCAAAACACAUUACAAAUCUUCCACUCAACUUUCACUUCAAAAAUGCCAAAAGUGCUGUAACUUUAUUUACAAGUAACAAAAUGCUUAAAAAUAGCUAUAAAAAUGUCAUUUUUCAGCCCUACCACCAAAGUUCUUGUCUCCAGAACGUAAAAUCUGGCGUGUAGCCUUAGGACAGACCGUUGACUUCCCAUGUGAUGUCGUAGCAGCACCAAAAGCCGACAUACGAUGGGUUGAUGUGAAUGAUCAGACCAUUCCGACAGUCGAAGGAAAGCUGGAAAUUCUGGAGAAUUACACGAUGAGAAUCUACAAUGUUCAUGGUGAAGACGAAGGAGUAUAUUACUGUAACGUCAGCAACAAAUACGGUAUCAAUCGGGCUGAGAACACACUUGUGGUAUAUGGUGAGUGGUUUUGAUAUACUAUUAUGUUAUGCUUUGUAUUUACAGUACAAUGGGUUUUAGGUAUUGUAGGUAAUAUGCAUAGUAUGUUAGGUAGUCUGAGGAUUACGGUAGGUAUUGAGGUACUGUAAGUAACCUUUGAGGUACUGUAAGUAGCCUUUCAGGUACUGUAAGUAAAUCUUUGAGGUACUGUAAGUAACCUUUGAGGUACUGUAAGAAACUUUUGAGGUACUAUAAGCACCCUUUCAGGUACUGUAAGUAACCUUUGAGGUACUUUAAGUACUCUUUGAGGUACUAUAAGUAUCCUUUGAGGUACUGUAAGUACUCUUUGAGGUACUAUAAGUAUCUUUUGAGGUACUGUAAGUAACCUUUGAGGUACUGUAAAUAGUCUUUGACGUACUGUAAGUAGCAUUUCAGGAAUUAUAAGUGCCUUUUGACGUACUAUAAGUAUAUAAGUACCCUUUGAGAUACUGUAAGUACCCUUUGAGGUACUAUAAGUAUCUACCUAUACCUAAUUAUACCUCUCCUUUCCAGAUCCCAUGUACUUUGUGGAAGUCCCAAAGCCAACGAAGCUAGAAGUCGACGCCUUUGCCGAUGUAGAACUUCGUUGCCGUGCCAAAGCCGACAAACGCUUGAACAUCGACUACAUUUGGUCGAGAGAAGGCGAAAAGAUCAGAGAAGCGGCCGUGAUCGAGGAAGACGUCAGCGUACUACGGCUAGACAACGUCCGCGGCCGUGAUACUGGCUAUAUCAAAUGUACAGUAUCAACCGAAAUCGGCAAAAAGUCAUCCGGUAUCUAUUUGAUAGUACGUGACGUACCCGAACCACCAUCCGAAAUGUCAUUGACCUGCCAAGCCAACAGCGCCCUAAUCUCGUGGGAACGGCCCAAAGCUCACGGUAGCCCAAUCACCGACUACCGUAUCGAGUUCAAGACCAAUUUCGAGUACGAUCAAUGGAAAACGGCACUAUUAGUACCAAACAACAACAAAACCGAGUACGAAGCUCACGUCCAGCUCUCACCGUGGGUGGUGUACGACUUCAGAAUCGUCGCCAUCAACUUGUACGGUGAAAGCACGCCAGGCACGUCGAAUUCAGCACAUUGCGAGACCAGACCCAACAUACCGUUCUCGAAUCCACAGAACGUUAAGGUCUUCGGCACGGAGCCGGAUAAUUUGGUUAUCAGUUGGGAUCCAAUGCCAAAGUUUGAAUGGAAUGCACCUGGAUUAAAGUACUAUAUCAAGUACAGAAGGCAAAAGAAGGGCGCAGCUUGGAAGGAUUUUUAUGUGGAGGACCCGUUGGCUGUAAGAAACUGUUUACAAGGCUAAUAUGGUUGAAAUAAAAGUAGCGUGACACUUUUUUAGUUGAGCCAGAAGUAGGGGGGGGGGGGACAUUUUUUAUUUGACAAAUAAAUGAAAAGUGUCCCGCUACUUUUGGUUCAACCUCAAUCUGACAAAAAAUUCAAUUUCAGGCUAAAAAUGACGUUUUUAUAUCAAAAAAAGCAGUUUGAGGGAAGUGGAAGUAGAGUGGAAGAUUUUUAAUGUAAUUUGCACUGAAAAUCUUCCACUCAACUUCCAUUUUUAAAAUGUCUUGAAAUGGCUUAAAAAUGAGUUUUUGGCACUUUUUAAAAGUGGAAGUUGGGUGGAAGAUCUUCAGUGCAAAAUACAUUACAAUUCUUCCACCAAACUUCCACUUCCAAAAAGUAUGUCGCGAAGUUGCGAGUUAAGAAAUACAAAAACAUGUUUACAAAAAUAUAGAACCGGUCCAGAACAAAGAAGGUCUUUUUUAUUUUACAAAAACUGUUUAUAGUUAGGCCGAUUUGGCCAAAAAAUGAGAAGUCUCUAACCAACUAGACCGCGGAUCGGUCGUAUUUUAUAUUUUUGGAUAAAUAAAUAUUUUAUAUACUGUAACUAGCUAAUAAUACUAAUAUUUAUAAUAAUCUUAUGACAUGGGGGCUCAGCCGGUGAGCUAAAUUAUGAUUUAUCCUUAAGUACAGGAAAAUCAUAUCCUACUGUAGUAUUUAUCUGAUCUAUAAAUAAAUGACAGUUACUACCGUAUGGUAACAGUAAAUUACUGUAUCGAAACCUAUAUUAAGCUAAAUUACGUAUAUUUUACUGUCACAAAAACUCCUAUAAAUAACGGAGGUGACAGAAUAUUUCAAUAAUCUAGUGACUAGUGUAUUUUACUGUCCUAAGUAUUGUUGAUAUUAGCCCUCUAGGUGAAGGACAAAGAUUAGUCUACUUGUUAGACUAUUAUUCCCGAUUUCUUAAAGUUACGGUAUUAUAGUUAAGAAAAAUUUCUAAAAUUUUUGCUAUUCCGUAUUGUUGUUGUCAACCAGUGCAAAACUUCUGGACACUUGGCAAUAUCAAUUUUGUCGGGCUCAAUUUAUCCAAUCAAGAAUAUCAAAGGGACCUGGAUAUCUCACCGAUACAAUCAGGCUAGUUUACCGAUCCGCAGGUGAAAAUUGUUAAGAUUAGUUUUACUAUCUGUCUUACAACAGUUGGUUACAAACCGUCCUUUCUAAAUCUUCUUUGUUUUGAUUUAAGAUACCAAAAUCAUACUUUAAGCUUUUUUGUAUCUUUGUAUACAUAAUUUGCUUUAGUAAAUCAUAUUGUUGUUACUUUACAAAAAAAAUCCUUUUGUCUUUUGAAAUUGUACGUUAUUGUACUUUAAAGUAUUCUGAUUCUGUUCUGAUCGGAAAAGACAAAGAAUUAUACAACAAUAAUUAACAUAAGAUCUAAAAAAAGUGCUCAGUCCCGAGGGUUGACAAGAUGAUGUCAAGUAAAAUGAGUCGUUUAUACGCCAUUGAGCUAAAAUGCCAUUUAAGAAGUGCCAACAAUAUGCUUCAGAAGGCGGCGUCAUCUGAUGAACAACCUGGCAGAGAUGACAUGAAAAUGUCAAACUUCAAUCUCACAAUGGAAAAAAUAAAGAGCUGUCAAGAAAGUUGGGAAAAUCUUAUCAAAACAUUACCAAAAGAAGAUAAAGGAGAAGAGCAACAACAUUUUGAGGAGUUGCAUCUCAAGGUAGAUGCACUCUCGAUCCAAGUCAAUAACAUCAAACAACAAUUUGACAAUCAAUUCAAAAUAAAUGAACCACUUGUUCAAAAUAGAGUACGGACAAAGCAAAGACAAACUCAAGGAGUCCGCCAGUCAACGCUCGCUCCAACAUCAAAUACUCGAAAGAAAGAGGUAGUUGGAUGCAUCCUAUGCUCACGAAGUCACAAAGAAUAUAAUUGUGAUGGAUACAAAAGCAAAGAAGAAAGAUGGCUAAAAUUAAAAGCACUACAUAAGUGCAUUGGUUGUCUAAAGGAAGUUGCUCACAAAUGUUCGGUUGUGUGCAUAAUAUGCCACAAGAAAGGACAUAAUUCAAUUCUCUGCAAAAAGAACAAAUGCUACUCUAACUUACAAAAUUCAAAAAAGAACGUCACAAAAAGAUGCUUGAAUUUUGAAAGAAAAGAUGACAAAAAGGGGAAUUGUCUUCAAAAACUACAGUCAACUCCAAAAGCUUCUACAACAAUUAAAGUAGAAAAUCCUGUCAAAUAUAGGAGUAUUAAAAAAGAGUUGGCAAACGUGAAGAUGAAUAAAGCCAAAGACAGUACUGAAAAAACUGAAAGAUAAAAAAGAGUAAAAUUUUAUUUGAUUGACAGAACAUGGCUAACGCAUAACUCAAACCUUCCUAUGGCCCGAGUGUCGCGAAGUUGCGAGUUAAGAAAUACAAAAACAUGUUUACAAAAAUAUAGAACCGGUCCAGAACAAAGAAGGUCUUUUUUAUUUUACAAAAACUGUUUAUAGUUAGGCCGAUUUGGCCAAAAAAUGAGAAGUCUCUAACCAACUAGACCGCGGAUCGGUCGUAUUUUAUAUUUUUGGAUAAAUCAAUAUUUUAUAUACUGUAAUUUUAGCUAAUAAUACUAAUAUUCAUAAUAAUUUUAUGACAAGUAUCAAAAACGUGAUUUUAGUUCAUUUUAAGAUGUUUUGAAAAUGGAAUUUUAGUGGAAGAUUUUUAGUGCAAAUUACAUUACAAACCUUCCACUCAACUUCCACUUUUUAAAAUACCUUAAAAUAGCCUAAAAACACGUUUUCAAUACUUUUUAGAAGUGGAAGUUGGGUGGAAGAUUUGUAAUGUAUUUUGCACUGAAAAUCUUCCAUCUGACUUUCAUUUUUAAAAAGUUUUCGAAAAAUCUCUUUAACAGGUUUUUAAGCUUAUUUGUUAUCUAAAAAACCUCAAAUUUACCUGUUUUUUAAAAAAUCAUACCUAAAAUUCAAUUUUGUAACUUUUCAGAAUCACACAAUCCUUCGUGACAUGCCCACCUUCAAGCCGUUCGAAGUGCAAGUACGAGCGGUAAACGAAAAAGGACCUUCCUCAUUAGACCCCCAAAUCGUAGCCGGCUUCUCGGGCGAAGACAUCCCCCUAACACCACCAGCCAAUGUUACAGUAACCGAAGUGGCGGACUACGACCGAGCCACCAUCGGCUGGAACGCGGUGGAUCCGGCCACGUUACGAGGCUUCUUCAAAGGCUACAAAAUACUGUAUUGGGAGACUGGACACCCGGAUACUGUAAACGAGACUAAAGUUGGCCCGGAACGCCUGAAGGCAGAAAUUCAAGGGUUGAAGGCGAUGACAAACUAUACGGUAGAAGUUAGGGCUAUCAAUGCUAGACAUGAAAGUUCAUCUAGUUUGACGUCGAGCUUUGUCACGCCUGAAGGACGUGAGUUUUCAAAAAUGUUUGGUUUUUAUGCAGAAACUUUGGGGGCUACUCUAUUUAAGCCACCCACAUUAAUAGACACACCCACUACCUAUUAUGACCACCCAUUUAUUCAAAUUUGAGUUUUUACAAAUAAAAUUGUAAAAACAUUUCAAAUAAUGGAAGCGGUCGUUUUGUCGGGAUACGGCUUCGUCCAAGUUGAAUUGCAUCAGGUUUUCGUGGUCUUCUUUUGGGAUGUUUAGUGCCGGUUCAUACGUCGAUUCUAAAAUUACGUACUGAACUAUAUAGUGCUUCUGAUAAUGGGUGUGCUAACUAAGAAACGGGUGUGCUAACUAAGAAAUGGGUGUGCUAACUAAGAAAUGGGUGUGCUAACUAAGAAGUGGGUGUGCUAACUAAGAAGUGGGUGUGCUAACUAAGAAAUGGGUGUGCUAACUAAGAAAUGGGUGUGCUAACUAAGAAAAGAACUGAUACAGGACCGUCAACAAUAAUAAGUUAAAAGUAAUGUAACUUACAUAAAAUCUAUCGCCAAACACCUUCCGUUUACCCAGUUUCAUCGGCGAUCAACAAUUGGCACAAGCAGUUGACAUCUCGCGUAGACCAUGGUGUUGAAGAUACAUACGAGCUAGGUUCUGCGCUUAAACUCGUCCAUAUUUUGAAGAUAAAAUCUCCGGAGAUAUUCCAACGACCACUCGGUAGCACAAAAAAUUUUCAAAAUGAAAGAAGCACAACCGUGCUGGAAACCCGAUAAAAUAUUCAAAUUUGGGUGUGUCUAAUAAGGCCGAAAUUUGGGUGUCUUUAACAGGUUGUGUGGGUGGCUUAAAUAGAGUAGCGCCAAACUUUGUUUACAAAACUUAAAAUGGCAAAAACUUUGUUUACAAAACUUAAAAUGGCAAAAACUUUCUUUACAGAACUUGAAGUGGCAAAAUCUUUGUUUACAGACCUUGAAACGGCAAAAACUUUGUUUACAGAGCUUAAAAUGGCAAAAACUUUCUUUGCAGACAAAUUUUAAAAAAUUUUUGUAAUUUUAAAGUUUUUUAAGAUAAAACGUCGUUUUAGGACCAUCACAAGUCACAAAACUAAAGGUAACAGCAGUCGGAGCACAAUCAAUGUUGGCAACGUGGGACUUGCCAAAACAGCUCAAUGGUAACAUACGUGGAUAUUACGUGGCUUUUCAAAGUAAGUUUGACCGUCUAGGACAUCAGAAGCUGGUUUCCCUUCAUAAAUUUGAUAUUUCAACAAAUUUUUAAUCAAAAACAAGAUUUUGUUAUGGUUUUCCUUUGGUAUAAAAUGGGAACGCAGCCUGCAAUAUCCGGGCGCAUUCUGCGUUUUCUUUCGUUUGAUCUUGAAGCCUUUGAAGUUGAUUCUCUCUUUGAAUACAAGGAAUUAAGUGUAAAAUACGCAUUAUAAACUCUAGUUAUUCUAUUAAAUAUGUUUAACAACAUUUUCUUUCAGAUGCAUCAGCAAAAGACGAAAUUAGCGAGUCUUAUGUGAUCUAUUCGCAACGUUAUUACCUAGCUGAACAACUCUCACCGGAUACGCAAUAUAUAUUCUACGUUUGGGCUGAAACUAAUGGAGGAGAAGGUCCAAAUGUGUCCAGAUCUUUUAGAACAUUCGAAUUGAGACGUAAGUUUUGUUUCUUUUAGUUUUUAUUGUUUUAGGUUGAUCAGAGGGUUGAUGUUCAUAUUCGGUCGAUUUUGAAGAAGUUUAGGUAUAAACCUAAAGUUUUUUUUUGGGAGAAGAGAAAAUAUACAUUAAUUUGAGAUAUAAUUAAGUUUUAAAUAGUCUAAUCAAGUUUAAAGAUAUUUUUGGGGCUAAUUUAUCUGACAUUGUUGUAGAUCCGGACGCGCCAAAAUUCUCAGCGAUUCCAACGUCUUCAACCAGCUUUAAAAUAACUUGGCAUCCGAAUAAUGGAUCAGUUUGGUCAUUAUCAGGCACAACGUUUCAUUUAAAAUACGGAAUUGUUGGUAAGUUGCUGUUUUUGCAGAUUUUUGAUUUGAUACCUAGUGUAAUAUAAAAAAAUUGGAAUGUGCUUAGUUUUAAAGCUAAAAUUAGGUAAAUGGUGUCAGAGGGAUAGUAAAAUAAUAUUAUAGUUGUUAAGGUGUGUUAAAAUAUAUUAUUAACAGAUAUUAUUUUAGGUUCAACAGACUUCAAUAGAACAGAUGAAAUCGCGUUACCUACAAGAAACUUCCAGCUCGAUAAUCUUCUUCCCGAUGCCGAUUACUGGAUCAUAGGAGUAGCAAGAGAAAAUGAACGGCAAUCGGAGAGCGUGGAGUACCAGCUUCACACAAGUUCAGGCAUCAACCUAUCUCAUCUCAACACGGAAAACCUUCGAGAAGCAGCUUGGUUCAUCGUGAUAUUAAUAGUUCUGGCAGUAGCACUAUUCAUCCUAGUAUUAUGCUGUUGUUGUGCACAAUUCCGCGCACGAAAGUACAGUGUGAAGAAGAGAGAACGCCAGUUUGGCAAGGAGAAGGAUUCAGAUGAAUAUCGAAAGUUUUUGGAGUAUCAUCACUUAAAUGAUCGUGAUGAUCCGCCGACGAUCAGUGUGUCUUUAGCAGCGGAUUCGACGCUGGAUUCGAGGAAAAGGGCACCGUCAAUCGAGGAGAGUCAGAAGUCACACGGUUCGUUACAUUAUCCUGAAAGUGCACAGUUGUUACCAAGUAAGAGUUAG